AUGCUGUCUGAAUCAGCUGACAAGACCAUCAAGCUGUGGAAGGCUGGACGUUGUGAGACGAUGUUUACAUGUGAAAGAUUAAUGCACUCACUAACCACAGUGCCCUUCAUAAAUAUUGUGGCAGUUCUGGGGCCAGAUAUCACUGAAUGUCUUUGGUAGACGCACAAAUAUCAUACCCCCAAGACAUGCUAACCUCUCACCAUUACAAUAAUGGGAGGUUAGCCUUUUUAUUGGGGGGUAUGAUAUUUGUGCGUCUAACAUUCUCACUAAUCAUCAACAAAUUUGUAGAGUCACAAGCUUGAUGGAGUCAUUGUGUGCUAUGAAUAUGGGACCAAAUACUAAACGUUUGACUACUUUAAUACACAUAAGUGAAUUUGUCCCAAUACUUUUGGACCCCUAAAAUGAGGGUCCUAUGUACAAAAAGUGCUGCAAUUUCUAAACUGUUCACCCGAUGUGGAUGAAAAAACCUUCAAAUUAAAGCUGACAGUCUGCACUUUAACCUCAUAAUUAUUAUAUCAUUUCAAAUCCAAAGUGCUGGAGUAUACAGCCAAAACAACCAGAAAUGUGUCACUGUCCCAAUACUUUUGGAGUUCACUGUAUGUAUUGAUAUCGACAGUCAGGUCCAAAAUUAUUGGCACCAUUGAUAAAGAUUAACAAAAAAUACUGUGCUACAGUAUAUUGUAUGCAAACAAAACAUGGGAAAUCUGUAUUUUUUUGUACUCGUACAAUUGCUCAGAGGAAGAAAUGUUGUUUAACAAGUAACCAUUCACAUUUUUGGCACCCCUGUUUUCAAUGCCUUUCAAUACCUCACCUUGCAAGGAUAAUGGCGCUGAGCCUUUAUCUAAAAUGUUUUAUGAGAUUGGACAACACAUUGGCAGGGAUCUUAGACCAUUCCUCCGUAUAGAAUCUUUCCAGAUCCUUCAUCUGCACUUAUGGACUGCCCUCUUCAAUUUAAAGUUUCCAAUGGGGUUUAGGUCAAGAGACUGAGAUGGCCAUUGGAGAAUCUUGAUUUUGUGGUCAAUUAAUUCAUUUCUUUGUGGAUUUUGAUGUGUGCUUGGUGUUAUUGUCUUGCUGGAAGAUCCACUUGUGGCCCAGUUUCAGCUUCCUGAUUAAAUAGCAUGAUUACACAGGUGCACCUUGUGCUGGGGACAAUAAAAGGGCACUCUAAAAUGUGCAGUUUUGUCACACAACACAAUGCCACAGCUGUCUCAGGUUUUGAGGGAGCGUGCAAUUUGCAUGCUGACUGCAGGAAUGUCCACCAGAGCUUUUGCCAGAGAAUUGAAUGUUAAAUUCUCUACCCUAAGCCGCCUCCAACGUCAUUUUAGAGAAUUUGGCAGGACAUCCAACCAACCUAACAACCGCAGACUACGUGUAUGGCGUCGUGUGGGUGGUUUGCUGAUGUCAUCGUUGUGAACAGAUUGCCCCAUGGUGGCGGUGGGGUUAUGGUAUGGGCAGCCAUAAGCUACGGACAACGAACACAAUUGCAAUUUAUUAAUGACAAUUUGAAUGUACAGAGAUACCGUGACAAGAUCAUGAGGCCCAUUGUCGUGCCAUUCAUCCGACGCUAUCACCUCAUGUUUCAGCAUGAUAAUGCACGUCCCCAUGUCACAAGGAUCUGUACACAAUUCCUGGGAGCUGAAAAUGUCCCAGUUCUUCCAUGGCCUGCAUACUCACCAGAUAUGUCACCCAUUGAGCACGUUUGGGAUGCUCUGGAUAGACGUGUACGACAGCAUAUUCCAGUUCCCGCCAAUAUCAAGUGGGACAACAUUCCACAGGCCACAAUCAACUGCCUGAUAAACUCUAUGUGAAGGAGAUGUGUCGCGCUGCAUGAGACAAAUGGUGGUUACACCAGAUACUGACUGGUUUUCUGAUCUACGCCCCUACUUUUUUUUAAAGGUGUCUGUGACCAACAGAUGCAUAUCUGCAUUCCCAGUCUUGAUAUCCGUAGAUUAGGGCCUAAUGAAUUGAUUUCAAUUGAUUGAUUUCCUUAUAUGAACUGUAACUCAGUAAAAUAUUUGAAAUCGGUGCAUGUUGCAUCUAUAUUUUUGUUCAGAAUACAUACAGUGCCUUCAAAAAGUAUUCAUACCUCUUGACUUAUUCCACAUUUUGUUGUGUUAAAGCCUAAAUUCUAAAUGGAUUAAAUAUUUUUUUUCUCAACCAUCUACACACAAUACCCCAUAAUGACAAAGUGAAAAUAUUUUUUUAGAAAUGUUUGCAAAUUAAAUACAUAAAUAUCUCAUUUACAUAAAUAUUCACACCACUGAGUCUAUACUUUGUAGAAUCACCUUUGGCAGCGAUUACAGCUGUGAGUCUUUCUGGGUAAGUCUCUAAGAGCUUUCCACACCUGGAUUGUGCAACAUUUGCCCAUUAUUCUUUUAAAAUGCUUCAAGCUCUAUCAAAUUGGUUGUUGAUCAUUGCUAGACAACCAUUUUUAGGUCUUGCCAUAAGCUUGCAAGUAGAUUUCAGUCAAGACUGCAACUCGGCCACUCAGGAACAUUCACUGUCUUCAUGGUAAGCAACUCCAGUGUAGAUUUGGCCUUGUGUAUCCUGAAAAACUCCCCAGUCCUUAACGAUUACAAGCAUACCCAUACCAUGAUGCAGCCACCACUAUGCUUGAAAAUAUGGAGAGUGGUACUCAGUAAUGUGUUGUAUUUGAUUUGCCCCAAACAUAACACUCUGUUUUCAGGCCAAAAAGUGAAUUGCUUUGCCACAUUUUUUGCAGUGUUACUUUAGUGCCUUGAAGCAAGUUUUUGAAUAUUUUUUGUUCUGUACAGGGUUCCUUUUCACUGUCAAUUAGUUUAGUAUUGUGGAGUAACUACAAUGUUGUUGUUCUUUUCUCAGUUUUCUCCUAUCACAGUCAUUCAACUUUGUAACUGUUUUAAAGUCACCAUUGGCCUCAUGGUGCAAUCCCUGAGCGGUUUCCUUCCUCUCCGGCAACUGAGUUAGGAAGGACGCCUGAAUCUUUGUUGUGACUGGGUAUAUUGAUACACCCUCCAAAGUCUAAUUAAUAACUUCACCAUGCUCAAAGGGAUAUUCAAUGUCUGCUUUUUUAUUUAUACCCAUCUACCAAUUCGUGCCCUUCUUUGCGAGGCAUUGGAAAACCUCCCUGGUCUUUGUGGGUGAAUCUGUGUUUGAAAUUCACUGCUCGAUUGAGGGACCUUACAGAUAAUUGUAUGUGUGGUUACAGAGAUGAGGUAGUCAUUGAAAAAUCAUGUUAAACACUAUUAUUGCACACAGAGUGAGUCCAUGCAACUUAUGUGACUUGUUAAGCACAUUUUUACUCCUAAACGUAUUAUUUCGGCUUGCCAUAACAAAGGGAUUGAAUACUUAAGGGGGAAGAAAGCUCAAUUUAAUCUAUUUUAAAUUCAGGCUGUAACACAACAAAAAAUGUGGAAAAAGUCAAAGGGUGUGAAUACUUUCUGAGGGCACUGUAGCUAUUUGUAUUAUUUGAUUAAUUGUUUUUUUUGCUUAUCUUUAUCAAGGGUGCCAAUAACUUUGGACUUGACUGUAUAUUCAAUUAACAGAAACUAUAAAAACAUUACAUGCACAACAUCACUGUUUGGUUAUUAUAGUUUUUUGCAUGUACAGUCCCUGGUCACUGACAUCUUACAUGAAUGAUAAACUUAUUUGACCAAUCAAGCUUUAGUAAAACCUGCACAACUAAAAACCACAGAUGCACAUGGAAGUGGAGUAAUCCAGAAACCCCCUUGUUGUAUUGUAGUGUAUACAGUAUGAUUACACAUUAAGAUGUCUGUGUGUCUGUCUCCCAGGGAAUCGGGACGGCCAGACACGGCUUAUCAAAGAGGGCCAGAACGUGGAGGCGUACCAGUGGAGCGUGGCCGACAGCCGCUGGAUGAAGAUUGGAGAUGUGGUGGGAGGGUCCAACCAGCAGACCUCCAAGAAAGUCAACUAUGAGGAAAAGGUGAGGCGCACCCCAACGUUGGGUGAAUGA
This is a messenger RNA of Coregonus sp. 'balchen', 3952 nucleotides long. NCBI's taxonomy places the organism in Eukaryota, Metazoa, Chordata, Actinopteri, Salmoniformes, Salmonidae. The record is from the annotation of a GenBank genome assembly.